Messenger RNA from Bradysia coprophila, 2257 nucleotides. It is a transcript of the gene Exo70, whose product is annotated as exocyst complex component 7. Gene Ontology annotation, molecular function: phosphatidylinositol-4,5-bisphosphate binding. Gene Ontology annotation, cellular component: exocyst. Gene Ontology annotation, biological process: exocytosis. The record is from RefSeq and is a predicted model, not a curated record. NCBI's taxonomy places the organism in Eukaryota, Metazoa, Arthropoda, Insecta, Diptera, Sciaridae.
UCAUCAUCUGUCUAGUGUGUAUGUUUUGGAUGCUAAAAAGUAGGAGUAGAUAUUUCGAUCUAAUAAUUCUGUUAUUUGCGCAAUAUUUUGCCUGAAAAUGAACGAUUUGGAUGAUAAAUUACAAAUUGAUAGUCUGGUCGGAAAGGAAAAUAGUAAGCUCUCUCGUCUCAAAGAUCGAGUUGACAAGUAUCACGACCUUUCCAACUCGAUGUCCACGAUCCUAACAACAUUCGAACAUCGUUUAGGGAAGCUCGAACAAACUAUUUUGCCAGUGUACAACGAAACGGAACACUUGCAGAAUCGCUUCAAAAAUCUCGAUUCAACAUUACAAUGUUUGGAAACGGUUUUGUCCCAUUAUGAUGCAUCGCAGGAAGUGUGCAACCUCAUCCAUAUCGGUCCAUUCGAGGGAAAUAUUACCGAAUUCCUCUCAGCGCUGGACAAACUGAAAAAGGCGAAAGACUACUUCUACUACAACAAUGCUCAAAGUGUUGAGUUGGAAAACGUUACCAGUUUGUUCAACACUGGAUGCGAAACGUUAAACAACCAUUUCAAGAUGUUGCUGAAUAAGCACAGCCAUCCAUUGAAAUCGGUUGAUCUACUUGAUCUUAUCUACAUCGAGGACGAUUCGUCGACAGAGGAUUGUGCAUCCAUAAAGCAGUUGUCACCGUCAACCAGGGAGGAACUGAAUACAAUAUCGAAUUGGUUGGACUAUAACUUGCGUCGGGAAUAUGUUAACAUUUAUGCUGACGAGAGGUCUGAGGUGAUAUUCCGUUCUUUGCAAAUAUUGAAGGAUCACCAGAAGAGUAGUAGUUGGGGCAAUGAAGCGCUGAAGUUACGUCAGUAUCGAGGAAAUGAGCCCAAAAAGUCCACAUCAGCGCGGCUACAAAGCAUUUUCGAACGGAAGGCAAACAAAAUGUUUCUGAAAGCUUCGCAAACAAUUGAGUCAUCGACUGGAUUUGCGCUGAAGAAGAAUACAGCGGACAAUCUCACACCAGAAGACUACUGUUUGGAUGGCGAUCAAGAGCUGGAAAAAUAUUUGGUUUUGUUGUUAGGCCUGCAGAGGCUACUGAUCUGGGAACGUCAACUAUUGAACGACAUAAUACCGGCAUCCAGGCAUACCGAAGUAUUUUCUCGCCUAUCACAUAGUUCCAUUGAUCUAUUGGUGAAAGAUGCCGAGAAUAUCACCAAUAAAGUACUGCGAAGCAUCGCCCGAAAGGAAUGGUCUUCGGCAUUGGGUGUUUUUUCAGCGUUGAAACGCGUCAUUUUGCUACAACCAGAUUUAGAUCGAGCCUGUGAUGCUGCACAGCGACAGCAGCUGAGCGGUGUUCUCAAAAAACUGCAACAUACGGGCAGCAAAGCAUUAGACCAAUUUCUUGAUCUAGUCAAAUGCGAUACUAAUUUGGUUGGAAUGAGCGCUGGCACUCUCUCUGGAUCAAACAUACCCAAAGAUGCAACCGUUCACGAAUUGACAUCGAACACAAUUUGGUUCAUCGAGCACUUAUUCGAACAUUACGAUGUUAUCGGGGGCAUUUUGCAGCUGGAUUCAACAUAUUCGUCACAAAUUAAUUUACAAAAAAUUCAGUCGGCUGAGGAUCGCAACAAGGCCAUUUUAGGAUUGUAUAUCAAAAAAGUGCUGUCCGAAUUGAACUUGACCAUCAUUUCCAAAUGCGAACAGUACAGUGACAAUGCAACCAAACAUCUAUUCCGAUUGAAUAACAUCCACUACAUUCUGAAAUCGUUACAACGUUCCAAUUUGCUAGACAUUGUAUCCUUUACGGAACCAGACUGUGAGAGGUCGUAUCAAGAAUUAAUACAGGAACUCAAGAGUUCGUAUAGAAAAUCGUGGUCCCGAUUGGUCGUUAAUAUAUAUCCGUUGGAUGAUCUACCACGACCAAUAAAUGGCAAAGUUAAAGAGAAGGAGCGUGCAAUCAUAAAAGAUCGAUUCUCGGCUUUCAAUAAGGAACUAGACGAAGCAUGUAAGAAUCAGCGAGGCAUUUCGGUGCCAGAUGUUUUGCUAAGGGAAGGCUUAAAACGCGACAAUGCUGAACACAUCAUACCGCAAUACAAUGCUUUCUUUGAAAUAUAUGCCGACAUUCAGUUCAGUAAAAAUCCUGAGAAAUAUGUGAAGUAUCGGCCGCAAGAUGUGUCAGCAAUGCUGAACAACUUAUUCGAUGAUAGAGUUUAAAUAUCCAGCGAAAUUAUUGUUUUGAUUUAUUUGCUUUUAAUGUUAGGUGAUUAAAAUUGCAAGAAAAAGUUA